GGAUGCCUUACUAUCGCAUCAGUAACGAUAAUCGUUCUAUUCACAGCUUUUACAUCACAGUUUUUUGUUAUAUGGCCUUAUAUUGGCCCAAUAAACACCCGCUCCAUUAUAAUAACUCUUUCUCUGAACAGUUUUCUUUUAAUGAUUGUUAUCAACUACUUUUUGACAUGUACAACAGACCCUGGAAGAGUGCCAAAUAAUUGGAUGCCGCGACAGCAAGCAUAUAUUGAAGUCAAAAAGUCAACGCAUACUCCAAGAUUUUGCAGAACCUGCAAGAAUUUCAAACCACCGAGAAGCCAUCAUUGUUCGAGGUGUGGAAGGUGCGUUUUAAAAAUGGAUCAUCAUUGUCCGUGGGUCAACAACUGUAUUGGAUUUGCGAAUUACGGCCAUUUUAUACGCCUCCUCAUCUAUAUAAAUAUCAGUGCUGUUUACAUUUUCACCUUGUUGGCUUGUAGAUUAGCUCAAUUAACAAGAAGCUCGCAAUUUCAAUUGGACAUAACAGAAAUAGUGUUUAUGUCCAUCAACUUGAUGAUAACUGCAUCUGCCAUCUUGGGUGUCGGCGCACUAAGUUGUUAUCACAUUUUCUAUAUCUCAACCAAUACCACAACAAUAGAGGCUUGGGAAAAAGGAAGGUCACUAACCAUCAAAAGAAUGGAGUCUGUAAAGAAUAUAAAAUAUCCGUAUAAUCGAGGAAUUUACAAGAAUCUUACGGCCGUGUUAGGUAAACGACCAAUAUUUUGGCUCAUACCACAACCUACAACAGGAAACGGUUUCGAAUUUUCGAUCGAUGAUGAU
Molecule: messenger RNA, 795 nt
Organism: Mycotypha africana
Lineage: Eukaryota; Fungi; Mucoromycota; Mucoromycetes; Mucorales; Mycotyphaceae
Product: zf-DHHC-domain-containing protein
Exons: 3
Molecular function (GO): palmitoyltransferase activity
Source: RefSeq, a predicted model, not a curated record